AUGCCAGACCAAGAGGAGCGCUACGACACCACGGCUCCGCCCACACAACAUACACACAAUCUUACACACUCAGGUAGCUCAUACAACAUACACACAAUCACACACUCAGGUGGGGAGGUGCUGUUUGAGGUGGAUUGUACGCGUCUGUCAGAGUGUGUGUGUCUGCGUGGUCGACAGUUUGACCGUGUCAUCUUUAACUUCCCUCACUGCGGUCGGAAGAGUGGCGUGAAGAAGAACAGGCUGCUGCUCAAACACUUUUUCCUCAGCUGUGUGGGGGUGCUGAAGGAGGAAGGGGAGGUGCUUGUGUCUCUGUGCAACGGGCAGGGCGGGACUCCAGCCGACCGGCCAAUGAGAGAGUGGCACAACAGCUGGCAGGUGGUCGCCAUGGCAGCAGAGGCAGGGCUUAUCCUGAAUGAGGUCCGCCCCUUCGAUGGCGAGAAACCUGACAGUUACCAAUCCACCGGGUAUAGGUGAGCUGAUGGCGUCUCGGAGUAGGAGUGCUGAUCUUGGAUCAGAUCAAAAUUAAUGAGAGGAUAUGGACAUCGUGGCAAACCAACCAAUCAAUCAAAUGUAUUUAUAAAGCCCUUUACCCAGCCUAAAAGCCCACAGAGCAGAUACCCGGC
This is a messenger RNA of Oncorhynchus gorbuscha (pink salmon), 623 nucleotides long. Its product is annotated as ferredoxin-fold anticodon-binding domain-containing protein 1 homolog. Gene Ontology annotation, cellular component: cytoplasm. Gene Ontology annotation, biological process: rRNA base methylation. The record is from RefSeq and is a predicted model, not a curated record. NCBI's taxonomy places the organism in Eukaryota, Metazoa, Chordata, Actinopteri, Salmoniformes, Salmonidae. The coding region runs from base 1 to 474 and encodes 157 amino acids. Gene Ontology annotation, molecular function: rRNA (uridine-N3-)-methyltransferase activity. The transcript has 3 exons.